Micropterus salmoides (largemouth bass) is the source of this 4041-nucleotide messenger RNA. RefSeq names its product Josephin domain containing 1 (gene josd1). The transcript is spliced from 5 exons. Gene Ontology annotation, biological process: protein deubiquitination. The coding region runs from base 668 to 1450 and encodes 260 amino acids. Gene Ontology annotation, molecular function: cysteine-type deubiquitinase activity. The record is from RefSeq and is a predicted model, not a curated record. NCBI's taxonomy places the organism in Eukaryota, Metazoa, Chordata, Actinopteri, Centrarchiformes, Centrarchidae.
ACGGACGGAGAGAGACAGAGAGAGCGACAGAGAGGAGGUAAACCAGGGAAAAAUUUGGCAAAGACAAAGGACUGAACGGACUUUAGGAAAAUAGGAGAGAGUCGGUUGAGUUUUUUAGACCGGUUUAUGACAGUCCAGCCGUGACACCACCGACAGGAAGCGGCCAGGAGUUUUCCCAUCGCUGCUCAGCAUCAAAUCUCUGUUCCAGUGGAAGUGACGCUUCAUGGUCAGCGGCCUGGCGCAAUGGAAAGAACUGCAAAGCUAUAGGCUUGAUGACUGGAUGGAAAGAUCUGUCAACACACUCACAGAAGAUGGAGGAAGUGGAAACACACAGAGAGCAGCGGCAGUUUGAUUGACGACACCACUGUGGUGUUGGAGGAAUAACCAAAAACAUCUGGGAGCAUCUGGAGUAUCUUUGUUUGCGAUCCCAUCUUGAGUUUUCACCUCCUCCCUCCGUCUGACCUUACUUCAGGUCUUCCCUUUCGAGAGUCACCAUACACAAAGACACACGAGCGCCUCUCUUCCAAGCGGCUGAGAGGUUGCUAUAACAAUGGCUGUGAUGAUGCUGAUGUAGCGUCCUCAAGGUAGUAGUUGUGGAGGUAGUGGUGGAGCUGGAGGAGGCGGUGCUGGCGGCGGCAGCGGUGGUGGUGGUGGUGAAUGCACAGGGAUGGGAAGCGCUCCGUAUCCAGCCGCUGAGUGGAAGGGGAAGGGGCGAGGCGGCCUGCAAGAGCUGGGCUGCAUGCGCUGGAAGGUCAGCAAGCAGAAAGGAGGAGGGGAGGCGGUGGUGGUGGGAGCGGAGGAGAGGAGGUGCAGGGAUCCCACAGACUCUCAGCAGCAGCAACAGCAGGAUCUCUCAUCCUCCUCUUCCUCCCUCACCCCCCCACAGCCUCCUCAACCCCCUCUGACACCCCCAGCUAUUUAUCAUGAGAAGCAGCGGAGGGAGCUGUGCGCCCUGCACGCGCUCAAUAACGUCUUCCAGGACGGGACUGCCUUCAGUAGGGACACCUUGCAGGAGAUAUACCAGAGGCUUUCUCCCAGCACUCUGGUGACACCUCACAAGAAGAGCAUGCUGGGAAAUGGGAACUAUGAUGUAAAUGUCAUUAUGGCAGCCUUGCAGACCCGAGGGUUUGAGGCAGUUUGGUGGGAUAAAAGAAGGGAUGUAGGCAGCAUUGAGCUGUCCAACGUGACGGGCUUCAUUCUGAACGUGCCAUCCAACCUGCGCUGGGGGCCUCUCCGGCUGCCGCUCAAACGCCAGCACUGGAUCGGAGUCCGAGAGGUGGGCGGAGUCUACUACAACUUGGACUCCAAACUGCGUAGCCCUCAACCCAUCGGCAGCCCGAAUGAGCUCAGGAAGUUUCUCCGCCAGCAGCUGCGAGGGAAGAACUGUGAACUCCUAUUGGUCGUCUCAGAGGAAGUGGAGGCGCACCAAACCUGGCGGUCCGACGGCUGAGGGUUUAACCAGCCGAUCACAGCUCCAGCUGGACCAACAGGCCAAUCACAGAAUGAAUGGGAGAGGAAGUAGAGUCAUGCACAGCCCCCUCCCCUCCUUUUUGGGUUUUGUUUACACAGCCAUUGCUGGACCCUUAUCUGAUUAGAUGCAAAGCAAUGAAGGAAGCAAACACUUUACAGGGAGAAUCAAUGAAUCACAGUCCUUUACUCACAACACAGUUAAGACUUAUAAAAGUUACUAUUCUGUUUCUGCUAUUCUUGUGUUUUUAUAUAUAUUGACUAUUUUUCAAUGUCAGUUUUGAUCUGUUAAAUUUUUUUCCUUGUUACUUUAUCAAGUUUCCAAAGUCAUGGGAGUUCAGGCUUUAAGAAAAAUGCUGUGUUUAUCUGCCGGUCUCCCACAAUGAUCCUCCCUGCUUCAGUCAUGAUGUUCACUGAUGUGUCUUUGUGUUUCUGUCCCUCCCCUCAUGUUGUGAACUCUCUAUCCGUAUCCUCCGUCCUUCACUUUCACCAAAGCGUGCCCUUCCUUGCCUCAGUGUGACUCCAUCUCGCUCAUCCUCUCUGUCCCUUUUUCAUUUCACAUGCCACAGUCAGUGAUUUAUCACGAUGCCAACUUUGUAUUUCACCCACUUCACAAACACUGCUGGCACAGACUGAGCCUACAGAGGCUGUGCCGACACAACAGUUUUUAUAUGCAACAAAGCAAUGCAACGCCCAGGCCAAGCACUCCCUCUAGUGGAUCUUUGCCUCAGUUUCCUAUUGAGGAAGAAGUAAAAGGCCAUUCAUCCAGGUUUUUUUUAAUUGUUCAUAUUCAAAUGGUUACAUUAAAGUAAUGAAGAAAUCGAGGAAAUAAUGCAAUAGUAACAAUUAUCAUUUUUCAUCAUAAUAUAAUAUAUAUCAAAUUCUAGUAAGAAGAAAACCAGUUGUCUAAAUUAUUGGUAAAAUCAAACGUACUGAAAUGUUCCCAAAAAAUUAAAUCACAGAAAUUGGCCAUAUUUUGUAUUACCAUGCACAGUUACGGUGUGAUCUAGAAUAAUCUCAAUUCAAAGUCUGCUUACAAGUUCUGGAGCUUUUGACCACGUGACAUGGUCCUCUUCAAACUGAGAGUAGAUGUACAAACUUUCCAGUAGUGCUGAAACAGCAAGUUGAUCGUGAGGAAAAAUUAUUGGCAUGAAUUUUGAUGAUUAGUAAUCAUUUAAGUAAUUAUAAAAAAAACCGACAUCUGAUUCUCCAAUUCUCUGAGUCAUUUAUGAUGGUAACAUUAAUAUUUUGGGGUUUGGGACUGGUACUCAGACAAAACAAGCCAUUUAAAUAUGUAAACUUUGUGCACUGAGAAAUGUUGAUGCCAAUUUUGUAACAUUUUUCCGACCUUUUACUGACCAAAUGAUUAAUCAAUAAUCAAAAUAACCACCAGUCUCCGCUCUGCUUUCCAGCAUACGGUUCUGUCCCAGCUGAGUACACUUGAUCUGCUUAUGAGGACUGUGUGUUUUGGUCAAAAGCUCCAGACCAAAUGAUCUUGUGAGUUUAGACUGUCAGUAAUAACCUGAAUAAUUAUUAUGAGGUUGUAGGUUCAAAUUAAUGAAAAUAAAUAUAAUUGAAUGUGUCCAUAUCAACCACUCUUGCUUAAUUAGAGCCACAAUUAUUUCUUGCACAGUGGCUCCACACUGGUCCAAAGGGUCACCACCACAGCCCUCUGUAGCACAGGAGCUCAGCUGAUGCAGGGCUCCUCCUCCUCUUCUUACACAUUUCAUGUCAAAUCUGCCAAACACAGCUCAGAGAGGACGUCACAGAUCGUCCCACCAAGUCAUAUACAGCCAGCAGGGGUCUCUUAAUAAGUGAGGAUUCAGUCUGAGGAGGGGUUCGGUCGUUGGUUGCGCGAAGGGAAGUUGUCAGAUGGAGCGCGAAGAGCCUGGGUAGAAAGAAAAGUGAAAGUUGACAGCCCGGCUAGUAAGCUGCGUGUUGAUUAUUGUGAAAUGAGCCUUAUGAGAGAGUUUGUAGCUGUCAAAUCAAUCAGCUUAAGAGAAACUGUUAAUACUAUACAUGUAUUGUCUGUUUACGAAAAUAUUGGCCUUAACUUGUUUACAUAAGAAAAUAUUUGUUGCUCUGAAAUAGUAAGAGGGGCUGUGCAGUUUGACUCCAUUUCAGGAGAUUUAUUCCAAAGCACCAAUUUAUCGUAAAUGUAGAGGAGCUCAUCAAAUAUGAAUUUUUCACUUUUGCAGCCAAGGGCUUUAUGUUAUUUACAAUUGCUUGACAGUAUGAUUUUUGUAAAGACAAGAUCAUGUUUUUCAAGGGUGUGUCUUAUUUUGGAACAAAACUGUUCACUUCCAGCUCAGUCUUUAGACCUUUAAUGUCAAAUCCAAGUGAACCUGCAUCGAAACAUCAGAGAGGCUGGCAUUCAUGUGCUGAGAUUUUUGGACCCAAUUCCAUUAUGACUAAUGUCUCACAAUUGCAUUCAACAUUUGCUGUUUUUGCCAUGACAAUCCAUCAGCCCUUCCUACUUAAGGAACACUGAUUGUCAUUGUAUUUGUUUGUUUUUGUUUUUCUGUUUGUUUUUUGCAUAGAAAUAAAAUGCUUAUAAUGGCACUUUAUGUAUAA